CCAUUUCUCCAACUUCUCUAGCCGACGAGGCCGACACUCUUGCACGAUGGGCAUUCUGCGGGAAUCAAUUCCCCGUGAGACGAUUCCAGCCUUCAAGAUGUGAAUCAACAGCUUUGGCAGGGUAGCCUGGCCUUCAACACCACAUCCCCUAGCUUUAUAACUCAAGCGUCAUCAACCCAAGCAUCUCGGAACACGGAGGAACCUCGACAGGACUUUUGUCUCAUAACAGCAUGACAUCUAGACCGAUUCGUAUAGCAGGCGCUUCUGGGUCUGUAUCCGACCGCCGUCAUGCAAUCGCCUCAUUUGCAAAGGCGUAUCCCACGGAUCCUGUCGACGUGAUCAUCUGUGACUUCAUGAGCGAGGUCAAUAUGACGGUCGCCGCUGGUAGAAAAUGGGAGAAGCAAUCAACAAGUGCUUCUGAUCCAGAUCCAGUCCUGGCUGCUGGGCCAGCCUUUGAAGCGUCCUUCCUCGAGGCACUCGAACCAGCGCUGGAAGAUCUAGCCAAGUAUAAGAUCAAAGUAGCCGCGAAUGCUGGAAACGCCGAUACCGAGACACUGUACAGGAUCGUCUGCGAAAUGGUCAAGAAGAAAGGCCUUGAUAUCCCGGUGGCAUGGAUAUCUGGUGACGAAGUCCUCCCUGCUGUCAACGCCGCACUGCAGGAUGGCUCAUCAAAGUUCAAGAACAUAUACACUGGCGCGACCUUGUCGUCUUGGGAUUUCAAGCCGAUCUACGCGCAUGCCUACCUCGGCGGCUUGGGCAUCGCUGAGGCCUUCGCUCAGGGCGCUCAGAUCGUCGUGUGCGGUCGUGUCGCCGACGCAUCGCCAGUGAUUGGAGCAGCGUGCUGGUUUCACGAGUGGCAGCGGUCACAACUGAACGAGUUGGCCAAUGCAUUUGUUGCAGGCCAUCUGAUCGAGUGCUCGAACUACGUGACCGGCGGCAACUUUAGCGGCUUCCAAACUCUCGAGCACAGCCCAGCGGGAUGGGUCGACAUAGGCUAUCCGAUCGCCGAGAUCUCGCGAGACGGUGCCGUCGUCAUCACAAAGCAGAAAAACACUGGUGGAGCCGUAACGAUACAUACGUGCUCGUCCCAGCUGCUCUAUGAAAUCCAAGGACCGUGGUAUUUCAACUCCGACGUUACGGCAGUUCUAGACCAGAUCUGGUUCGAACAGCUGGGUCUUGACCGCGUUGCUGUGCACGGGGUCCAGGCAUUGCCACCACCUCCCACGACAAAGGUCGGUCUGACAGCGCGCGGUGGCUUCCAAGCUGAAGCGUUCUACUUCAUGACCGGCCUGGACGUAGACGCGAAGGCGCGCAUGACGGAAGCCCAGAUCCGCAAUGGCCUGAAGCCAUACUCGGACAAGUACUCGCUCUUGUCGUUCAGCGUGCUGGGACGGCCGGCGCCGGAUGCGGAUAAUCAGAACGCGGCGACCGCGGUGUUCAGGAUCUUCGCGCAGGCCAGGAAAUCAGAGGACAUUGCGCCGUCGAAGUUCCUGCGUCCGGUGAUUGACAACAUCAUGCAAGGGUACCCCGGAUCGACGUUCCAUUUAGACAUCCGAAUGGGCAUACCAAAGCCCUACUAUGAGUACUAUGUCACAUUGCUGGAUCAGGCCAAGGUGGCGCAUAAUGUGCAUUUCAACGGGAAAGACACACUUAUCCCGCCGCCGAGCGUGACAAACGUGUUCCCCGAGAGACAGCCCAGUCAGCCUGUGACGAGUUUGCAGGUUGACAUGACCAAGUUUGGGCCGACGGAGCGACUUCCGCUGGGCACGAUUGUCAAUGCGCGCUCGGGAGACAAAGGCUCGGAUUGCAAUUGUGGUUUCUGGGUGAAGAGUCAGGACGAGUUUGUGUGGUUGAAGAAUUUGCUGUCGAACGAGAUGAUCAAGGUGUUGCUAGGCAAGGAGUAUGACACCUCGAGAGUUCCGCGCAUCGAGAUUGAGAGGUUCGAACUGCCGAAUCUCAGGGCCGUGCACUUUUUGUUCCGAAAUUUACUGGAUCGAGGCGCGACGAGCACGGCAACUGUGGACUUUCUGGGGAAGAAUACGGCCGAGUAUUUGAGGGCGAGAUAUGUUGAUAUCCCAACGAGAUUUCUGGCGAGAGGGAAAUUGUAGCGGAGAGGAGAUGGGACAGACAAAGGCAAACGUGCAACUCAGAAGUUCAAAGAAGUCCCGUCGCCUUUGCUGUUCAACUACAUCAGGAUGCGCAGUCGGCUCAAGGGUCUGACGGAUUCUCAGUGGUAGGUCGGGGAAGCCUAUUGGCGUCCUGCUUCCUUCCCUCCACCGGGCAAGUCAUACUGAGAGCGUUUGAAUGUGUGCUCGCAUGAGGGUCUGUGUGUUGAAGCUUCUUGACGCGAGGCAAGGCUGGAAUAUCAGGUCGUGAAACUGUUGUCUUGGGUCUGUCAAAGGAAAAACACAUUGACAGUACUUCUCCCUUUUUGUUCAAAAUGCUUCUCUACGUGGUCUUCAGCAAUGGA
Exophiala xenobiotica is the source of this 2470-nucleotide messenger RNA. RefSeq lists its product as uncharacterized. The transcript is spliced from 2 exons. The coding region runs from base 231 to 2108 and encodes 625 amino acids. NCBI's taxonomy places the organism in Eukaryota, Fungi, Ascomycota, Eurotiomycetes, Chaetothyriales, Herpotrichiellaceae. The record is from RefSeq and is a predicted model, not a curated record.